CGUUGUGUACGCGUGCAGUGUUUUGGCCGGGAAAAGUAUCCGUUUGCCGGGAAAAGUUCGUGAUAGUGCGUCGACUGGUGGUCCAGCAGCAGGACGAUGUAACGUGUAUUGUCGUGAUUCUCGGAUCCACCGGCAAAUCGAAGCGGACGCUGGAAAUGGCUGCCAAGUACACGGUUCUGGAGGUGACAAAAAUGCCGGCUCGAUGCAGGUGAGCGAAUGUGCGUGGAGCGUGUGCCCUCAAAGCAAGUGGUGUUUGUGUAGCGUUGUCGCAGCACCGUGGACCGGACAGCUGUUCGGUAGGCGAUAGAUGAGGAAUCGGCGCGUUGUAAAAUUGCAAAUACCAAUGGCGCUCGGCUAUCAUCCAAGCCACCAGAGUACAUCACACUGCAGCAGAUAUUUGGUUUGCAGAAAUUAAUUCACCGAUUGAAAUCACCGAUUUAAACAAAUCAACGAAGAUGGAAUUCAGCUAUAAAACGCCGGUGCAUUUUACACCACCACGUGGGGAUCGGUCACAGGCGGACCAGAACAUUCGGCCAGUCCACGCUAGAAGAGCACCAUUUGCGUGUCGGAAAGGAGAAUCGCACAGUAAACGAGCCAACCGCAACCCCUCUCAAACACCAUGGAGGAACUGUUGAUGUCGAUCGUGAAGGAGGCAACGGGAAGCAAGCUGCAAAAUCUCAAACAAGCCGCACAAAUUGCACACGAAAAAUUGUCCAGACAGCAUGGCAUGCACCGGGAUCCUUCGUACGAGCUGCGCUCGGUGUGCUUCACCGCGCUGCAAAUGGCCCUGGAAACGAAGCGGCCCAAGUUCGUCACGUAUGGCCUGAAUGGCCUGCAUAGAAUCAUCCGCGAUGAGAGAUUCUUUAUCGGGCUCGAGCCGGAGGAUGACUCGCUGUGGCUGCCGGCCCAGCUGCUCCGGGCCACGUCGAGCCUGUCGACCAUCGCCAACGAGGACACGGUGGUGAACGUGCUGCGGCUCAUCCUGGCGAUGGCCUGCUCGCAGACCUGCACCCUCAACGGCCGCCUGCUCAUCGAGGUGCUGUCCAAGUGCGGCGAGUGCUGGGAGAACGGGUCGCGGGCGGUGAAGGCGGCCUCUCUGGCCGCCGGCAGCCAGUGCCUGCGAACGUUCUGCGCGUUCCUGAAGGAUGAGGCAGAGGAGAUCGUCCGGCUCGAUCCGACGGGCAUCAUCAGCCUCGGCAUGGCGGCGGCCGUCUACAACGAGGUGAUCCCGGUGAUGCAGUGGCUCUGCAGCCGGUUGGCGGAGCCGGCCGCCGGUGGCAACCCGAAGGCGGCGGAAACCGUCGCCGGCAGCUCGCUCUACCUGAUGGAGUGCAUCCUUACGUUGGUGGUGUCGCUGCCCGCGGACGUGCACGCCAACCCGCACUUCACCACCUUUCUGUGGCAAAAGUUUUGCCCCACGCUGGCGGCCACGAUGGGCUCACCGGGGCGCGUCAACAAGGACAAGAAGUUCACCUACAGGGACGCGAUCCAUCUGAUCGAAAGCGAAAACCGGGGCUUCUUCACGCGCCCGGGACUGGAUGGACCGCAGGCACGCUGCAUCUACCUGACCAGCAUCCAGCUGCUGCGGAUAGCGGGAGCCCAGGGCAGCCUGCGGCCGAUGCUGGAGGCGCUGUUCCAUCGGAUGCUGCUGCUGCCGGUGCCGAGCAACCGGGCUGAGCCGCUGCGGUACGCGCGCGAAAUCUUCAAAAGCCCGGAGCGGCUGAUCGACCUCGCCAUCAUACUCUAUCCGGACAAGUCACAGAGCAGCAGCGACGACAUGGCGCUCUUUCGGCUAGUGAUUGACGCGAUGGAGGAGUGUGCCGCUGCCUGGCAUCAUGGAAGCACCUCGGUGUACGCCGCCCUGAGCUCCAGCGUGGAGUGCAUCGUGGCGCUGCUGGAAAGCCUGCAGGUGCUGUCGUCCGGCAGCUUCGACGAGGCGUUGCUCGGCGACCGGAUCGCGGAAGCGGUCAACCAGCGCUACCCGCUGCUGGCCGACGCGGACUACACCGGUCCGCUGACGUACCAGUCGAUGACGCGGCUGCCACCGCCGUACCGGGACGCGGUAGCGGAACUACGCCAGAGCGGCUUCGAGUCCUCGUCCGAGUCGGAUGCCGAGGGUGGACUGGAGCAUUCCGGUACCGGUAUCGAUCCGGAGCUGGGUUCGGUCGGUUCGGGCGACACCGAGGGUCCCGAGGACGAGGUUCACUCGUCCGGGGACGACGUGUCUUCGAAGACGAGCCAGGGCAACUGGCUUUGGUCGCACAUCGAGGAGUCGUCGGCGUCGGGAUCCGGUUCCGGUGGCUCCCGAUCCGAUGGCGACUGCGACCGGCUGCAUGCGCGCGAGUUCGCCUCGGUGCUCACGAACGAGCUGGUGCCGGCGCUGCUCAAGCUGAAGUCAUCCAUCGAGAUCGACGACGCGGUGCAGGAGUUUGCGUCGAAGGUGUGCCAGCGCAACUGCGUCCGCGACCGGCCCGAACCGGCCGACUACGGCACCCUGACCGCGCUCAACGCCGACGGCAUCUACCUGGCGACGUACUCGGCGCUGCUGCUCGCCCUGCAGUUGACCCGCUCCGGCCACUACGACGACGGUGCCAGUCGCUCCGGAGCGAUUCCGCUCUCGGAGCAGCAGUUCGUCACGUCCGUGCUGAACUCCGGCAUCCUGGUGUACCUGUCAUCGGCCUGGCUACGGGAGCUAUACCAGUGCAUCCUGGCAGCGAACCCGCUGCACGCGGCUAAAUCGCUCGCCUACCACAGUCACAGCGGUGGGGAGCCCGGUGUGGGCACGCACUGCGCCCUGAUCGAUAUGCUGCACGACGCUGGCGGUAUCGGCCCGACCCAGAUGCUGUCCGACUGGAUGCGACUGCAGUCCGUGGUACGCAUCCACAGCAACAGCAAUGGCGCGAACGGGAGCGGCGAGUCGAGCCUGAAGCAGCAGGCGGCUAGAAAGAUCGCUCGCCGGCUGCUCACCUGUUGCUGGGACUCGAUGGUGGCGGUGCUGACCGCCGGACUGGGUGAGGCGGGCAGCUCCCACACGGCCCGCCUGGUGAAGCUCUCGAAGAAGACGCUCCGCGUGAAGAAGGAAUCGAAGAGCUCGGGCGAGACGCUGUACGCCCUCAGCCUGGACGGUCUGCACGCGGCGGCCACCCUGAGCAACGCGCUCAGCCUGCAGCACCUUGCGGGCAAGAUUAUCAACCUGAUCGCAUCCAACGUGUGUCAGAACGCGGGACCCAAGAUACCGGCCAGCCAUGCGCUGUCGAUGGACGUGGUACUCUCCGGGGGGCUGGAGCUGGGCUCGCACAGUGCGGACUGCUGGCUGCCGGUGUUCUCCGUCUGCCGGCACGUCACCCAGCUGGAGCACGACCUGUUCAGCUCGAGCACCGCCGGCCCGAACGUAGGCAAUGCAUCCUCCUCCGGUGUGGGCCAGUGCAAGGAUGCAUCAUCGGUGGAUGCGAAAGGUGACGGACGCGAGCAGUCGGACCGGCUACACCUCUCGCCAUACUCCGUCGAUGAGGACGAGACGUGUGUCGACGUGUACAGUUUCCUGCAGGCCCCGAAUACCAAUACGAACAUCAACGUCAUUACAAUACUGAAGGCGUACACGGGCAACGACGCCGUCAAUCUGACGCAAACCGACACAGCCAAGAUGCUGUGCGCGCUAUCGCAUCAGGCCGACAUCCUGUUCUCGGAGGCGGCGGAGCGGCUGAGCCUGCCCGCACUGCAGCAGUUUCUCAAGAGCCUGUGCCGGGCAUCGCGGGAACAGCUUUAUCGGAGCACGUCCAUGAAGAAGGGCAAGAAGUCGUGGUGGCUCGGGCGCCCGUGGAAAGUGAAGAAUGACUCGCUGCCGCUGUCCCUGCUGCUGCAUCGGGUCGGUGACGUGACGCUCAAGGUGUUCCGCGGACCCCGCCCCUUGCUGCACGUGCUGAAAGUUUGGGCCAUCACCGGACCGCACCUGAUGGACGCUGCCUGCCACAAGGAUCGAAGCAUCUCGAAGAGAGCGAUCGAGUACAUCCACGACAUCAUAACCGCGCUGCUGGUGGAGCAGACGGAGCUGCCACACUUUCACUUCAACGAGGCGUUGCUCAAGCCGUUCGAGAACCUGCUCAGCAUGGACUCGUGCGACAUCGACGUGCAGGACCAGAUCGUGGGCUGCCUGUACGAGAUCGUGGAGGCACACCGGACCGAGAUUCGCUCCGGCUGGAGGCCACUGUUUGGCACGCUCCGCACGGCCCGCAAUCGGCCGGUUCAUCUGUCGAACAUCAUCGACAUCUUUCGCGUAUUUCUCGAGACCGACAACAUGCUGGUGUUCGCAAACGCGGGCCUGGACUGUAUCCUGUGCCUGCUGUCGUACCUGGAGAUCUCCGGCAGCGGGCCUACACCAGUCGACUACCAUCAGCAGCAUGCCACCGCUGGCAAUGGGCUCGGCUCCGGCUCCUCGCCAGACGAUGUUGGCCCGGUAGUGAUGCGCUCGGGCGACUUUCUGUACGACGCGCUCAAGUUUCUCGAGCGCUGUGCAUCGAUACUGGACUUCAUGUACAACAUGCCCCAGUGCCCGAACCUGCAUUCUACGUACAAGAUCAAGGGCAUCACCUACACGCACAUCAUCGACGCGAACAUUCCGAACUCGAUGGAGAACUUCACCUUCUUCGGGCAGGACUACCUGCAGAGCACCAACGAGCAGUGCAUGAUCAGCUACCGCUCCCUGCACAUCGACAAGGAGUCGAUCCGCAAGAUCGACGAGCUGGACCGACCGAGCGGCGUGCUGAAGGUCUGGUUCCUGCUGCUCGACGGUCUGACCAACUCGCUGAUCGUGUGCCCGAUCGCGCACCAGUCCCCGAUCCUGCAAUCGAUCUUCAAGCUGUUCAAGUCGCUCAUGGUCAGCCCGGGCGUCGAGUUUGGCUUCUACUGCAUCAACCACCUGCUGAUACCGAUGAUUCAGGACUGGCUGCGGUACGUCAACAAGGCGCAGAAGAACUGGGUGCUAAUCGAGAAGAACUUCAAGCACUGCUGCUGCAUGACCACCGAUCUGGUGGUUGACUUCAUCACCAAAUCGCAGACGCUCGAGACGCUCGAGGAUCGCGUAGUCAUCGGUAGCGAGUCGACGCUGCUCGGCAACGGAUCGCGACUGUCCGCCGCGACGCCCCUCAAGUCGCAGCCUCACAAAACUGUCAGGGGUUCCCUCAAGUACACGUCGGCACGUCAGUCAAAAGUCGGCACGGGUGACGGCGGACCGUCGGAGUCUUCGAAGGGAGCGCAGAGUCCGUCGUCGGGCGCAAAGCUUCCCAGCUCGGCCAUCCUGGCGCUUAAGCAGCUCCUGCUGGUGCUGAUCGAGUGUUCCGCUCAGUCGCAGGAGACGAUUGCGCGGGUGGGUGUGUCGUGCAUGAAGCACAUCAUCUUCUCCGCCGGCUACCUGUUCGACGAGGAGCAGUGGGUGAUCAUCGCCUCGGCCGUACACCGCGCUAGCACGGUUUCAAUGGCACCGCUCAAGCAGCUCAUCUUCGCAUUCAACCGCAACUCCAACAGCUUCUAUGGCGAUUGUGCGAACGUAAAGGUGGCCGCUCGGCGGGACAGCACCGCCGACGAGCAGCAGCGCAUCAACUCCCUGGCCCAGCAGGUGUUCCUGAUGGACAGCCAGCGGGAGUCGCUGGGUGCACGCAGCACCAACGCGCUGCAAGAGGAUAGGUCGUACUCGUUCCUGCUCUACCCGCUGCAGUGUAAUACCACGCCGGUUCCGUCCAACGCCGGCGGACCGGCACAGUCCGGUUCGUUCGGGUCGUCUGCGUAUGGGCUGAAUGUCGACUGCUAUAUCAUUCGCAUACCAUACCGGAACCUGAUCGUGGGCAUGCUAGCCAGCCAGAUGCUGCUGCAGCUGAUAGCCAACAUUCUGCUUAGCGGCCUCUCGAACGUUCCGAGCGAGCUGAACUCGUGCUUCUACAACAGUGGCGCCGAUUCCACCAGCCCCGGCACGUCAAACGUUGGCGCCAGCUCCAAGCUGCUGUUCUAUCUCGGUCCGCACAGCAAGGAGAUACUGCUGCGGGCGCUGCGCCAGUUCCUGAUCGGUGCCAUCGAGUUCGACACGCGCCCCGGGCUGAAGUUCCUCAUACAGAAGGUGUCCGGCAUCGACUACGCCGCCAACCUGUACAAACAGAUGAACUCCUCGUGGAUCAUCCACUACAUGGCGCUGGUCGACAUGUACUUGAACAACGUGCGUAUCUACAGCCUGACGGUGGAGGACGUCCGCUAUAUGCUCAGCUCGUGCUGCGAUCAGUACCCGAGCAGCUUGCAGGCCGUGAAGGGCGACGAGAAGUGUCUGCACUAUCUGCUGGCGUUGCGGGACCUCUGGGAGCUCAUUGCCGACCACUUCAUAGUGCACCUGGAGACGGACUCCGAUGGGGCUGGCGGACGCAAGGCCACCAUCAAGCUGGAGCCAGGUGAACAACAGUGUCUCACGACAGUGGACAACCGCUCGCAAUGCGCUGGCGACGGCCAAGGCACUGUUUGCUACGCUCUGUCCGAGCAAACCAGCGAUGAAGGCUCUCCGCUGGACGCGCCCAACAUGCACCGGAAGUCCAGCGUUGAGGCAGAUAACAAUGGUACCGGCCAGCACCAGGAGCAGGUCAAAGAGUUCGCAUCAAUAUAUCUCCAGCAGCAGCAGCAGCAGCAGCAGCACCAGACGCACGAGGCGCAGGAGCAAAAGGCGACCCCAGACAAACAGCCGAGCUCCUCAUCCUCGCCGCCAGCGCCCGACGGCGAGCGGCAGCAGCAGAAGCAAUCGAUUCCGCCGGAAAUCGAGCAGCAGCGAGCGCACAGCAUCCAGAAGGACGUAUCGUAUAAGACAUCUGCCUUACGACAGCUCAUCGUCGCGUCUAUUGAGCUAAUCAAACUGCUGCCGAGCGAGCAGUCGGAAUUUUUGCAACUUUUGCUUACGCCCCGCAUCCGGGAAGCUUUUCAUUUCGUCGAGGAGAAGAACCCGUUCCUUUCGCUGGACGUGCAGAACUAAAUUAUAUUCAGUGGACUGCUUUCAAAACAAAACCCCGGUCUCACUUUAAAGUAAGUGCUUCAAAAACAGAAUCAGAUAACAAAUUGCUUCAUAUUGUGUAUAUACAAAAUCAUAUUAUUGUA
Molecule: messenger RNA, 7119 nt
Organism: Anopheles coustani
Lineage: Eukaryota; Metazoa; Arthropoda; Insecta; Diptera; Culicidae
Product: brefeldin A-inhibited guanine nucleotide-exchange protein 3
Exons: 10
Coding region: 620-6997 (2125 amino acids)
Biological process (GO): regulation of ARF protein signal transduction
Molecular function (GO): guanyl-nucleotide exchange factor activity
Source: RefSeq, a predicted model, not a curated record